Molecule: messenger RNA, 3514 nt
Organism: Cherax quadricarinatus
Lineage: Eukaryota; Metazoa; Arthropoda; Malacostraca; Decapoda; Parastacidae
Source: RefSeq, a predicted model, not a curated record
UGGAUGGUUCUGCUCACCCGACGAAUGUGCCAUAAGAACUUUACCUAAUCAUAGAUCUGAAGUGAUAUCUCGUCUUACUGGGAGAAACUCUGCUAUCCCUCCCCCUUCGGUUUGGAUCUACACUUCAUCACUACGAGAACGCUGCCGUUCUACUGUGCAGGUCAACUAUCUCUUCAAAGCCCUCGUCUUGAUAAUUCUGCUUCUGUGCAACCAAGACAGUUCAGCAGGAAGCAGCAGCAGGAUGAGCUGCAUACCAGCGUGCAGAACCAGGGAGGAGGAAGCAGAGGACCUCCUUGCGAAACACUUGCCUCUUCUGGCCGAGGUGCAGCAGCCGCCCACAGUGACGCUUGAUGAAAUCAUGAAGAUGAGUGAACUAUUUCCCGUACCUUUUCCAGCACACUCAGCCCGGCUCAAGACUUUGCUCAAGAGGGGCACGGAACACCAGGAGACCUUGGAGAAGCAGGUCAACUCAGCCUACCCUCUGAUACAUGCUCGUGUCCUGCCUCUCCUGGCAGCCUUCCUUCAUAACAAACGAUUGCACGGCAAGAAGAAAGAAAAAAGCUUGUACUCUUCUCUGAGCCUGCUGGACCUGGUCGACCGUUUGUUGAAGAAACGUCCCAUCGUCUUUUUCAACUCCAUUGACAACUACCUCCUGCGUGAUGGUACUGAGGGCUGCGACGGCUUCGAGGAAAUAGGUCACUCUCAUGAGCAACCCAAUUUGUGCCUGAAGGAUUACAUGACUUACGAUGAAAUGAAGCUAUCGGCUCUUUUAUGUGUGACAUCUGAGUCGACUUUUAUUAAUGAUGGUAGUCGACAUAACCGUGGAGUGCUGGGCGCCCCCGGUACUUACCAACCAGAAGGUGUUAUUGUUGGUAUGGUAGGUGCUAGGUUCGAGCGGGAAGGAGUCAUGGAAUGGCAGGACUGUGUUGUUACUCCUGAACAAAACACCCAGGAACGAGGCUAUGGCGAUGAUCCUCCGAAGAAACGGUGGCUGGUGAGAGAGUGGGGAAAAUUGUGGGGGGAGACACCUCUCCCCACAUGGAAGCAGGCUCAGGAUGCCCCAGAAAACAACUUCAUCCAUCUGUCUUCCAGAGCGUUGAUGAACGUGCAAGUGUAUCAGGCCCGCAUUAAGCUGUCAGCGGAGACCCUGCUGGCUGAAGCUGGCGUGCGUGCUGCUGCCGCUGGAUUGAAAGCCUAUGUGCAUGUUGUGGGACUUGGACUCGGAGUAUGGCUAAUUUCCUCGCAACAGAAGCAGCUCUAUGUGAAUGCCUGGGGUGAAGCAAUGAGAAAUACAGACACUACACACAUCGCCCACUUAGAUUUCAGCUGGAUUGAGGCGUCUUCGUGUGUAGGGGUGAAUGAUGGAGAGGUGUUUCCUGAUACCUCUGUCACAAUACACUUCUCCAGGAGGUGCCCGCAUGCUCCAGUCCCCGCCGGCACUCUGUUAGUUGCCACCUUCGCCUGGGACAGCAACUCCAUGCCUGGUAACGAGUACUGGAAAGGAAUGUUAUCGGCGUCUGGAGACCCAGCGGCCGCCUGCUCAUCUGGAGUUGCAGAAUUACACAAUGCUUUAAUCAAUCCUUGCGUAACGGCUCACAACCUGCACAUUGCGUCAUCUGGACGUGUGGAACACGUGGCAGAGUAUGCACGUCGGCUACUGAAUGAGCGAGUAGGUUCCAGCACAUCUGAGGAAAAGUAAUAAUGAGAAUUAAACCCAGCACAAGACGUAGUGAUGAAAAUUAAACCCAGCGCAAGACGUAGUGCAGGCUUGAUCCUCCGUCCUGUCCUUCCUAUUUGUACUCAAGGUGAUAUCAAGUUGAGUACAAAUAGGAAGCGCGUCUUUCUGGCUCACAGACGGAGGAUCAAGCCUCCACAAAGUCUUAGUGUGAAUUAUUUACUGUAUUUUCUGGUAUAUAAGACGCACGAGCAUAUAAGACUGUUUCCAAACAUUGUAAUCUAACGUUACUAAAUAACUGCUAAAGCCUAACCUAAAGCCUACCCAUGACCGUGAACUUGAGUAUAUAAGGCACAGGAUGAUUUUCCAAGACUUUUUGUUGGAAAAAUGAGUGCGCCUUAUAUGCCGGAAAUUAUGGUUUUGUAAGUUAAACUGGAAGCAUACAAGUAGUUGCUGCAACUUGAUGAGUCGCAUUAAUAUUACACGGACUCCACUUGUAUACCUGCCACUGGUGCAUCCCGAACUUACUCUUGUGUGCCGACUCCUCUACGUUGAUUCGUUGUUGAACAUUAAAAUGGUAUAAAAUACCGACAGAUUGUUAGGUAAGACACAUAUGCAACAGUUAGAUAUCUUUAUUUCGAAACGUUUCGCCUACACAGUAGGCUUCUUCAGUAGAGUACAGAAAAGUUGAUAGAAGCAGAAGAGACUUGAAGACGAUGUAAUCAGUCCAUCAGUACGCCGGUUCCUGUACGUGGUAUCAGAAUUGGAAGGAUGUUGCACGUUGAGGUUUUUUAUAUUUCCUUGGUAUCUCCUGCGAGUGGCAGUGUAUUUGAUGCUUGCUCAUAACUCAGAUUUUGGCUCUCAAUUCGAAGCAAAAAAUCCACCGAUGCUCGUAACUCGGAAAACCCGUAAGUUGAGGCACUCGUCAGUCGAGGUACCAAUGUAUAUAGACAUACAUAUAUAUGUCGUGCCAAAUAGGUAAGACUUGUGAUUGCCAAAUAAGUCAAGCGAAAAUUUAUUUGUAGUAAUUUCACAAAAAUCAUUCUGAACCUAACGAAAAAAAAAUUACAUUAUUAAAUUAUUGUAAACUUAUCUAAAAUAUAUUUAGUUGGAUUAGGCUAAAUUAAAUUGCGCUUGUUAUAAUGUCAGGUAAGUUUUCUAAGGUUCUUUUGGUACAAACUUAUUAAUUUUUAUAUUAACAUAAAUGAAAAAAAAAUCUAUAAACUUAUAAGAGAAAAAUUUAGAAAGGACUUAAUUUUAAAAGAGUUCUUGCUAAUUGAACAAUUUUACCUAUUCGGCACGACAUACGUGAGGUGAAAAAUAGGUAAUAGUAGUAGUAAUUGUGGUAGUAAUAGUAGUAAUGGUUGCAGUUGCUUCUGUGUCCAUUUACCUAAAUUAUAUAGGUACUUCUGCUGUAUUAUCCUCCGGGUUUAGCGCUUCCCCCUUGAUUAUAAUAAUAAUAUAGGUACUUAUAUCAUUAUUACUAAUAUCUUAGUUUAAAGUCAUUAUCUCUACCUAAUUAGCCAGUCAGGGAUCCUGUCAGCCGGUGAGAGAUGCUGAUUAUAAUUAAAUUAUCACCGAUUAUAUUUUUAGCUUAAUUAUUAAACUAAAUUAUUCAGUCAGUGACUGGUUUAAAAAUCUCAGGUGUCCCCUAACUCGCCUAUUAGUCAUAUGACCCGCAGCUGGAUCUUUUGGACAUCUGACCAAGACCUUCCACUGGCUUACCCCCUGGAGAUACUAAUCACGAUUAGCUAAGAAUGCGUUGUACUUAAUUUAUAUAGAAAAAAAUGUAUAUCAAAUUUAUAUGUAUUACAAUGUAUAUUUUACAAGCUUAUUUCA